CUUCGCUGCCUAGAAAUUGAGAAGUCUUACCGUCUAGACUUUCUCUUUAAAGAGAGCGGUGAAAGGCGAUUCUCGAACCACCAAAUCUCUCUUCCUCCUCCAUGGGGUUUCCUGUUGGUUAUUCGGAGCUUCUGCUUCCAAAGCUCCUACUCCAGUUUUUCUUCUUCCUCGGCUUCUUGCGGCGAAUCAUCUCGUCGGCCUUCGACGCUGUUGGCCUCGGCGACCUCCUUGACUCCGACGCUCCAUGGCCCGAUCCACCCACCGAAAUCCCACACCGCAGCAACAGAUACCAACCCCCGGAGUUCCAAUCCGUCUCAGCGAUGCUGAUCCAGGAGAUCCUCCCCGUGGUUCGCUUUGAGGACCUCCUCACCGGAGAAGGGGAGAUCGAUCGGCGGCCAAUGGCGGACGGCUGUGCUGUCUGCCUUUAUGAGAUCGAACCUUGGGAGGAGGUACGGCGUCUAAGCAACUGCCGCCAUGUAUUCCAUCGCUGUUGUCUCGAUCGGUGGAUGCAGCACGAUCAGCGAACCUGCCCUCUCUGCCGGACGCCACUCAUCCCAGAGGAGAUGCAGGAAACCUUCAAUCUCCGGUUGUGGGCCGCUUCCGGCAUUCCAGACUCCUAUUCCGGCGAUUCCCCUUCCCCAUCAUCGUUCCCCUCUCCCUUCUCGUUUCCCCCUCUUUCGCCUGCUCUUGUUUAGCCGGCGGCGGGAGGUUGGAAAUGGGACGAUCUACCAGCUUAAUUUCGGUGACUGUAAAUAGAUCCAGGGGAGGCAAAGAUUGACAACACUGAAAGUAGGAAAUUGAAAAGGAAUGUUGAAAUUUAGUUGGCAAGUUUCCAAUUCCUUCUGUAUAGUUCCAAUUUACUCAAGUUUUGGAUCAGAAUUUAUGAGCUUCCUUCUGCGUUUGACUGAACGCUUGAAAACAUUUAAUGAUCUUAA
Molecule: messenger RNA, 935 nt
Organism: Dendrobium catenatum
Lineage: Eukaryota; Viridiplantae; Streptophyta; Magnoliopsida; Asparagales; Orchidaceae
Product: E3 ubiquitin-protein ligase RHA1B-like
Exons: 1
Coding region: 102-695 (197 amino acids)
Biological process (GO): protein ubiquitination
Molecular function (GO): ubiquitin protein ligase activity
Source: RefSeq, a predicted model, not a curated record